This is a messenger RNA of Phycodurus eques (leafy seadragon), 2504 nucleotides long. It is a transcript of the gene apof, whose product is annotated as apolipoprotein F. The coding region runs from base 103 to 1368 and encodes 421 amino acids. Gene Ontology annotation, biological process: cholesterol metabolic process. The transcript has 2 exons. The record is from RefSeq and is a predicted model, not a curated record. NCBI's taxonomy places the organism in Eukaryota, Metazoa, Chordata, Actinopteri, Syngnathiformes, Syngnathidae.
AGAGGACAAGAAGAAGAAUCCUACAAGCAGCAGUCUUCCCACUUUUAUCUAUCGUGUGGACUCUGCAUCUAUUAACUGAGUGUCUUCUUUAAUAGGAGCGAAAUGAUGUCCUCCAAGUUGAAGUGGCUGAUGGUGGUACAGCUCCUGCUAAAUGAACAAUCUCUGUGCACGGUGCACCCUUCUAGUUGUUCACCAGCGAAUGGAAUCCUUGGAGCAGGAGAGACAGACAAACCAUAUCCUCAAACGCAGCCACAGUUUGGUCUCCCAAUUGCAGAAAAGCCUGAUCCCGAAUCAACGCUUACACGUACAGAGAAGAGCCUAAAUUCAGCCAAACGCAUAGUAUCCGUCCUCAAGGCAAAGCUACAAGGGAAGAUUCCAGAUGUCCAUAAUGAGAGGAAUAUUAGCUGUGGGGAACUACUUUCAGCCAGUGGUCUGGAUGACCCUUUAUCCUCCAGGUUCCCUCAGGAACUUCUAGGUCUGGCUUUGGUGCCAGUGCUGGUGGUGGCAAGCUGCCCACGGGAGGCGCACACCCUGGUGGUCAAGCUGUAUGGUCUCCUGGGGAUGGCUGAUACCAACGAACUCCUUCUGGAAGUGGAAGGCCUGAUCCAGAGGAGGACGAAGUUGCCAUCUGAACCUACAAAACUCACUUGGGAGAGCGAUGAAGCAGGGCGCCACCUAGAAGCUGUCAUUUUCAACAUUCAGCAGCUGGCCACGGAGGGAAAGAGUUUGGGACGAGCUAAGAAGAGGCAAAACUGCGACGGUUGGACCCGGGUUAAUGGAACCACGCUGCUUGGAGUAGUUGUCCAGGAUGCCAACAGUGGGCUGGAGGAGGCUAUGGACACCUGUGAGAGGAUGGGGGUCACGUGUGCUGGGGUCACAACCGGUGGACUUCCUGGACGCUAUCAGGUGGUGUUCAAGAAAGGCAGUCACAUCCUACCCUCUCAAGCUACUGACUGUUGGAUCUAUCAGUGUAGUGCAGAGCUCUCAGGCACCGACUUCUCCGCUCGACGGCUGCGACGCGAUCUCCAGAGGAGAUGCAUUAACCAAAAGGAGGAGCGUGUAUACAGAGUGGUGGAGUGGAUCCCCGCAGUCAGCACCCUCUAUAACUUGGGCACAGCGGUGUAUUACGCAUCGGUCAACUGCUCCGAAACAGCAAAAGAAAGAGCCGUACUCACUGCUGUGGACCUCGGCACAGAUGCCCUCAUGGCCGCCACAGGUGGCGCCGCUGGCGUGGCCGGUUAUGCUAUCGGGGCCGGUCUCAAAACAGGCGUCAAGGCUGGGGUCAAGUACCUACUUGGCUCCUUGAAGCAUGAAGAUGUGUUGGUCAACCAGUCCAGUUGGGAAGAGGGUGUCUUCACUGUACAGUGAACAAAACAAGCCAGGACAACCAUCUUCACUCUGUCUUCAUUAUUACAUUCUCUUUUCAUAUAGUCUUAACCUGCUUCCUACCUCUACAAUGUUUUAGUACUCUUAGAGGACAUUGCACUAUGAUCUUGCAUGUACUUCCGGAUGACAAAGACUAGCUAACCCUUCUCCGAUGGCAGCACUAUAGUAAACAAGCCCUUCCAUUUCAUUUGACCAAUGCAGAGGGAUUGAGAAAACUGGGUAAAUGGUGAUUUUAGCCUUCUCUACCACCGUAGUUUCAAUGUGUGACAUUGUCGGGGGAAAUAAAUUCCAGGUAAAUUGCUUGGAACGACAGCGGAAUUUAAAUUUCAACAGGUGAGUUAAUUCAAAAAUAGACGUGGUGGAAAUCAAGACAUAGUUAACAUGAUCAUUGAGGGUCUGUCUAUUCUUUCAUCCAACUAUUUUCUGUACACCUUAACCUCACUAUAGGUCACAGGUGAGCUGGAGCCUAUCUCAGCGGACUUUGGGCUAGGAGCGGGGUACCUUUUCACGCAAAACUGGUCGCCAGCCGUGGCUACUACUUCUUGCAAUUGUCUCUGUACAACUACCUACGACAUCCAUUCGAUUUAUCCUCCUCACCCAUAGGUUCUGCUGUUUCUUUUUUUUUUUUAAUAGAAAAAAAAAACUAACUUUUUGGGUGUGGUACAUCUGGCGCCGCAAACGCCGAGCACUAAGUUUUUGUCAUCGUUUCAGUUCAGGUCAGCAGUAGUUGAUGACUAGUGCCUAUUGUGAAAUGGUGUAUGUGAUGCAUUAUUGGUCAAUCAACAGAAUCCAUCCAUCCAUUUUCUGUACCGCUUAUCCUCACUCGGGUCCCGGGCAUCCUGGAGCCUAUCCCAGCUAUCUUCAUGUUCGACAUUUAAAAGAAAAACCUUUGCUAAUUGAAGUUCCUUCUGCACAAAUUUUGCAAGAUAGUUGCUCAUGCAUAGUAGCUCAUUUGGGGAAAUGCUAGUCUUCAAUUGUGACUACUUUUGGGAGAGCCUAGUGCAAAACUAGACGCCCUAGUUUCCCCCCCAAACUCGAGAUGCUGCACUGUUAAAAUGUGACUUAUUUAGAUCAGCAUUUUUUUUUUAAAUAUUCAACAUUCAUUUAUUUAUAAAUGU